GUCCACGUCAGGCUGUGCUGUCACGAGCCUUAUCAGAGCCGUGGAGAGGAGGCUGGAGAAUUAGAGCGGACAUCAAUAAUACACGACAUCUUAUUUAACGCGUUAAGUGCGUGAGAAAUAGGGAAAGACACGUAUUUCGUAUCGCUACCCGAUCGUUACGACUGUCUAUCGAGUUAUUCCGGUUAACCGGUGAUGUAUCCCAGCAUUUGAACGUUAUUGCUAGCCAGCUAGCCAGCUAGCUGUUGAGCUAGCUCUACCUUGCGUGACUCAUAGUAAGUCAACGUUAAAUUCCUGGGCGUUAUUUCUAUUAACGUACAUGAGCGCGUCCACCAGAGAGACGUCGUAACAUAUCGCGGUUUAUUCCUCAGCCAGACGCUGUCAGUGUCGUGUGCAACGCAUCUGUCCCAACCUCAUAGGGAUUGAAUGAACUAACGUUAGCUUUGCCACGGGCAGCGGAAACGAGCCAGUUAACAGGGAUAACGUUAACUUAUCCCGCCGCCGCCGCCGCCGCUGCUGCUGCUGCCGCCGCCACCACCGCCGCCGCCGCCGCCGCUGCUGCUGGUUGAUCCGCCGCCGUCCAGCUAAUCUAGCACAUGCUGUCCGAGCUAGCCACCUUCAGAUAAUACUCGACUGUUAAGAACCCAACGUCAGGUUAUUCAUCGACCACUCAGUGCAGCGGCAGCUCGUCGUUUUCACCGAUAAGGCCGGAGUGAGUUCAGAAAGCAGCAAACAUGCCGGCGGUGUCCAAAGGAGAUGGAAUGCGUGGAUUAGCGGUUUUCAUCUCAGACAUCAGAAACUGUAAGAGCAAGGAAGCUGAGAUCAAACGGAUCAAUAAAGAGCUGGCCAACAUACGCUCCAAGUUUAAAGGUGACAAGGCUCUGGACGGCUACAGCAAGAAGAAGUACGUCUGCAAGUUGCUCUUCAUCUUCCUGCUUGGCCAUGACAUCGACUUUGGACACAUGGAGGCUGUCAACCUGCUGAGCUCCAACAAGUACACAGAGAAACAAAUAGGUUACCUGUUCAUCUCAGUGCUGGUAAACAGCAACAGUGAACUGAUCCGACUGAUCAACAACGCCAUCAAGAAUGACCUGUCCAGCCGCAACCCCACCUUCAUGUGUCUGGCACUUCACUGUAUUGCAAACGUUGGUAGCCGUGAGAUGGCCGAGGCCUUUGCGAGCGAGAUCCCGCGGAUCCUGGUUGCUGGCGACACGAUGGACAGUGUGAAACAGUCGGCUGCCCUCUGCCUUCUGAGGCUUUACAAGACCUCCCCUGACUUGGUUCUGAUGGGUGAGUGGACGUCACGCGUGGUGCACCUGCUCAACGAUCAACACAUGGGUGUGGUGACAGCAGCUAUCUCUCUCAUCACAUGUCUGAGCCAAAAGAAUCCCGAUGAGUUCAAGACCUGCGUUUCUUUGGCUGUUUCCCGACUCAGCAGGAUUGUGUCAUCAGCCUCCACCGACCUGCAGGAUUACACCUACUACUUUGUGCCUGCGCCAUGGCUCUCAUGCAAGUUGCUGCGCCUGCUGCAGUGCUACCCUCCACCAGAAGAUGGUGCUGUCAAGGGUCGCCUGGUCGAGUGUCUGGAGACCAUCCUCAACAAGGCACAGGAACCACCUAAAUCCAAAAAGGUCCAGCACUCCAAUGCCAAGAAUGCAAUCUUGUUUGAGGCGAUCUCACUUAUCAUCCACUAUGACAGUGAACCGAACCUGCUGGUGCGAGCCUGUAACCAACUGGGCCAGUUCCUGCAGCACAGAGAGACUAACCUGCGCUACCUGGCUCUGGAGAGCAUGUGUACUCUGGCCAGCUCGGAGUUUUCCCAUGAAGCUGUCAAGACGCACAUCGAGACUGUCAUCAACGCCCUCAAGACUGAGAGGGAUGUGAGUGUUAGACAGAGGGCAGCUGAUCUGCUGUAUGCCAUGUGUGAUCGCAGUAAUGCCAAGCAGAUCGUUGCAGAGAUGCUCAGCUACCUGGAGACUGCAGACUAUUCCAUCAGAGAGGAGAUGGUGCUAAAAGUGGCCAUCCUUGCAGAGAAAUAUGCCGUCGAUUACUCCUGGUAUGUGGACACUAUUCUCAAUCUUAUCCGCAUCGCUGGUGACUAUGUCAGCGAAGAGGUGUGGUAUCGCGUUAUUCAGAUCGUCAUCAACCGAGACGAUGUGCAGGGCUACGCAGCGAAGACGGUCUUUGAGGCCUUGCAGGCUCCGGCCUGCCACGAGAACAUGGUGAAGGUUGGAGGCUACAUUUUGGGAGAGUUUGGUAACCUCAUUGCUGGCGAUCCACGCUCCAGCCCUUUGGUUCAGUUCAACCUUCUCCACUCCAAGUUCCAUCUGUGUUCCGUGCCGACUCGCGCCCUGCUGCUGUCGGCCUACAUCAAGUUCAUCAACCUGUUCCCAGAGACCAAGGCUACCAUCCAAGAAGUGCUGCGCUGUGACAGCCAGAUCCGCAACUCGGACGUGGAGCUGCAGCAGCGUGCUGUGGAGUAUCUGAAGCUCUCUUCCAUUGCCAGCACCGAUGUCCUGGCCACUGUCCUGGAGGAGAUGCCUCCCUUCCCAGAGAGAGAAUCAUCAAUCCUGGCCAAGCUGAAGAAGAAGAAGGGUCCUGGUGCCAUAUCUGUGACAGAGCUGGAAGACAGCAAAAGGGAGGGUGGGGAGUUGAACGGAGGGAGCGACCGAGGGCCAGAUACAGCAGCCAUGGCUGCCUCUAAUGCUUCCACCCCGUCACCGUCAGCAGAUCUCCUCGGGAUUCGUUCGGCCGCUCCCAUCAAUGCAGCUCCAGCCGGUGCUGGCAGUUUAUUGGUCGAUGUGUUCUCUGAGGCAGGCCCUGCUGCACCUUCCACUGCUGUGAACGACGACGGCUUCCUGAGAGAUCUGGAACAGCCCACCGAGACCUCCGAUUCCCUAUUGGCGGAGGGUUCUGGUGACUCGGACUCCUCUGCUCCUCCCUCUGAGGAUCCUGCCACUCCUCUGUCUGAGGCAGACGAACUUCUUAACAAGUUUGUGUGCAAGAACAACGGCGUACUGUUUGAGAAUCAGCUGCUUCAGAUCGGCAUCAAGUCAGAAUAUCGACAGAAUCUGGGGAGAAUGUACUUAUUCUACGGUAACAAGACGUCAGUGCAGUUCGCCAGUUUCACCACCAACGUCAGCUGUCCUGGAGAGCUGCAGUCUCAGCUCAAUGUUCAGACCAAACAGGUGGAACCGCUGGUGGAGGGUGGAGCCCAGAUCCAGCAGGUCCUCAACAUUGAGUGUCUGACUGACUUCUCUGAUGCCCCGCUGCUCAACAUCAAGUUCAGGUAUGGAGGAGCUUUGCAGAACUUGACUCUGAAGCUGCCCGUCACCAUCAACAAGUUCUUCCAGCCAACUGAGAUGGCCUCACAUGACUUCUUCCAGCGCUGGAAACAGCUGAGCCAGCCUCAGCAAGAAGCACAGAAGAUAUUCAAGGCCAACCACAGCAUGGACACGGAAGUACUGAAGGCUAAGCUACUGGGACUUGGAACGGCUCUGCUGGACAAUGUUGAUCCCAACCCAGAGAACUUUGUGUGUGCUGGAGUGAUUCAGACCAAGAGUCAGCAGGUCGGCUGUCUGCUACGACUGGAGCCUAACGCUCAGGCACAGAUGUACCGUCUGACUCUGCGCUGCAGCAAGGACUCAGUGUCCCAGCGUCUGUGUGAGCUGCUGGCCCAACAGUUCUAGAGUCCAGUCUUGUCCAAUGAGCAGAACCUUGACCAUCCCCACCAGCGACCGCUCUCCCUCUCUCUCUCUCUCUCUCUCUCUCUCUCUCUCUCUCUCUCUCUCUCUCUCUCUCUCUCUCUCUCUCUCUCUCUCUCUCUCCCUCUCUGCCUCUCUCCCUCUCUCCCCUGAGCCCUCCUCUCCUCCUCUCACUUCUCUUCCUCCAACAAACCACAAAUCUUUAGGUAAAAAAAAGGUAUAACCGACAUAAGGGAAAAAGCAGCCGCUGCGAAACAGCACCGGUCUUAUUAUUGUCAUUAUUGUCAUUAUUGUCCCAGACUUUGAUUCCAGUUCAUUCUUUUACUUGUUUAUAACACAACGCUUCAUUCUUGUGUCUGUUGGUGUUUAUCUGUGUGGCUAUUGUGUGUGUGUGUGUGUGUGAGUGCAUGAGAGAGAGAUUUAAUUUGAGUAGGUAGAACAUUCCGUGAAGUGUAAUGGGAGAAGCUGUUCAUUCCAUAUAGGCACUCAUCCCACACACACACACACACACACACACACGGGGUCUCAGUGACUUGCUGUCAUUCUGCUGGAGCCACUGAUGAUGAUGAUAGCCCACUCUUCAUCACUGAUGAAGCAUCUCCUGCUACAUUCCCAGUGAAGAUGCACUUCAGGUGUCGGGAUCACAGGCGUCCUGACUCUUCAUCUUGUGUGUGUGUGUGUGUCUGACUCUUACGAUGCUUGUGAUGAAGGUCAGUGAAGGUCAGUGAAGGUCAGUGAGGGUCAGUGACGGCUGACUCAGAGCGAACACCACAGCAAUGAUGAUGAAUGACCUGAAAAAGAAAAAGAAUGCAAUACAAUGUGUUCAAACCCUAAAUGUCACACACAUGCUUAACUAACACAGACGUCACGUGCUGUGUGAGCAGAUACUCAAGGCUGUGAUGUUAGUAUCAGUAUUGGACAGAUCUGAGACACCAGUGAGAUGAUUCUGAUGAUUGUUGUUGUUCAUGGGAUCACGUCAUUGAUUAGUCAUCAGGACUGACACUGAAGCACAUGUGUCCGUCAUGUCCACAUGUGUCCGUCAUGUCCACAUGUGUUCACUCUGUACUGACUGAUGUUGGCAGCAUAUGAAGGACGGUGUGAAUGUGAGUGUGACUGUUUGCAGAUUUAAAACCUAAAUAAAGAGUCUAAAGACAUUUCUAAUCCAUGGUCAUGUUACACUAUUCUCUGACUGUAUGGAAAUCACAGGACCUUGAACUUUGUAGUGGAAAAUGUGUGUGUGUGUGUGUGUGUGUGUGUGUGUGUGUCUCUACACAGUAUCCGCUAGCUAAUGCAGCCUCAUGUAUCGGUGUUAACAACCUGUCCAAUACCUGUGUUAGAAUUAAAAUUUACUCUGUAAUGAAAAUGUGAAAGUAAAACUAUGUCAUAUAUCCAA
Molecule: messenger RNA, 5094 nt
Organism: Solea solea (common sole)
Lineage: Eukaryota; Metazoa; Chordata; Actinopteri; Pleuronectiformes; Soleidae
Gene: ap2a1
Product: adaptor related protein complex 2 subunit alpha 1
Exons: 22
Coding region: 732-3686 (984 amino acids)
Biological process (GO): intracellular protein transport; clathrin-dependent endocytosis
Cellular component (GO): AP-2 adaptor complex; membrane coat
Molecular function (GO): clathrin-cargo adaptor activity
Source: RefSeq, a predicted model, not a curated record